Messenger RNA from Lagopus muta (rock ptarmigan), 6446 nucleotides. It is a transcript of the gene TMEM245, whose product is annotated as transmembrane protein 245. The record is from RefSeq and is a predicted model, not a curated record. Lineage: Eukaryota; Metazoa; Chordata; Aves; Galliformes; Phasianidae. The coding region runs from base 13 to 2283 and encodes 756 amino acids. The transcript has 15 exons.
GGGGCGGCGGGGAUGUCGCUGCCGCGGCUGGAGAAGCCGAUCAAGCAGGCCUUCUACAACACGGGCGCGCUGCUGUUCGCGGGGCUGUGUUGCGGGGCCGCCGUGCUGGUCUACUUCAUUCUGGAGGCCUUCCUGCGGCCGCUGCUGUGGGCCGUGCUGUGCGGCACCUUCCUGCACCCCUUCAAGAGCUCGCUGACGGCGCUGGGCCGCCGCUGGCUGGGCCGCCUGCAGCGCUCCCGCACGCCCGUGCUGCUGGCCGCGCUGCUGCUGCCUCUCUGCUUCGCCAACUACGGCGUGGAGGCGCUGGGCGAGCAGGUGCUGCGACGCCGGCGGCUCCUGCUGCUGCUGGGCGCCGGCGGGCCGCUGCUUUACGGGCUGUACUGCCUGGGCAGCUCCCUGGGCGUGCAGGUACUGCUGGCCCAGGCCGCCCGCCUCAUCUGCCAGGGGCUGGACUACUUCAGCAGCCAGUGGAUAUGGACGUUGGUAGUUGGUUACCUGUUGAUGGUUUCAUUCAAGUGGAAUAUAAGCACCGAGCGUUACCUGAAAGCAGUCUCUGUCCCUGUGUGGAUCAUGCUGCUCUUUCACUUAGCUUCUGUGGCAGGCUGCUGGAGAAUUCCUGUGUUCCUGGUUAUAGUUGUUCUGAUGACUGUAGGCAUGUUGCAUGACCAGCAGAAUGGAAAGGAAUCUUCUGGGGCAGAGCUUCCUGGUCAGAUGAUUUCAAUUGCUGCUUCAACAAUUGCCAUGGCAAUUUCCGUGACAGAAGAUGAAUUCAGUAGUGAACGUUCCUCACAACCCUCAGCUGCCACAGAAGGUGAUCCACCUCCACAAGCUUCAUCAUCUUUCUCCUCUGCGUCCUCUUCUGGGAACAGACAAAGACCUGAGAUUGGUUCUUUUCUUAAAAAAAAGAAGACUAGUGAUGUUUACUUCGUUACACUUGUGUGGGCAAUUGUUAUUGUCCAGAUCUGGCUAAAUUUAUGGAUUGUGCAGCUAUUGCCAGUGCCUUUUGCAGCUUGGGCACUUAAAAAACUCGUCGUUCAUUUUGGAGUUCUGAGUUUCAUGGCAAAACGUUGCAAAAGUUGGUGGCAACUUGUUGAAAACUUUGUGAAAGAACGUCAGGAAGCUCUUGCACCGCGUCCCAUCAGAGGGCUUGGAAGAGUCAUGCUGAAGCUUGACAGUAAGCUGUGGCACUGGCUUAAUAAGAAGAUGAUCGUGUGGUUGGAGAAAAUGCUAGAUAAAAUAAUCAGCAUUUUCAUAAUAUUUUUGCUAGUGAUAGGAACCCUUCUCCUAGCCCUGCUCCUUACUGCAAAGGUACAUCAAGAGAGUGUUCACAUGAUUCAAGUCACGAGCAGCUUGAUCAAUGAGACAGUAGCCAGUCACCCAGAAUGGGCAAACUGGCUUCCAGAAGCCCAGGUUUUUCAGAAGGCGCUCAACUCAGCAGCAAAUAAUGUGUACCAAUAUGGCAGAGAAUGGAUUACACACAAGCUUCAUAAAAUUUUAGGAGAAAAAGUGAACAACACCGCUGUGAUUGAAAAACAAGUGCUGGAGCUUUGGGACAGGCUUUAUCAUUGUUGGUUUGUGAAGAAUGUAACGCAUUCUGGAAGACACAAAGGACACAAAUGGCACAUAAACCGUCAGAACAGCUGGCUUGGAGAUAUUCUGGACUGGCAAGAUGUUGCUUCAUUUGUUCAUGAUAACAUUGAAACAUUUCUUUCGAUCCUGGAGUCUCUCUGGAUAGUGAUGAGUCGGAAUGUGAGCCUCUUGUUCACUACAGUUACAACAUUGGUGACGAUCCUUUUCCAUAGUGGGACAGCUCUUCUCAAUUUUGUGCUUUCAGUGGUGAUUUUCCUGACCACGCUGUUCUACCUAUUGAGUUCUAGUGAUGAGUACUACAAGCCAGUGAAGUGGGUGAUAAGCCUGACGCCUCUGUCUCAACCAGGUCCUUCCUCAAAUAUAGUUGGCCAAUCUGUGGAGGAAGCAAUAAGCUGGGAAUCUUCAUCUGCCAUACCAGCAUGGGCCUGGUGCCGCUCGUCCUUACACAACAGAGCACCUCUGAGAAGACUCAAGCUUCAUCUUCCAGUAGUCAGCUUUAGUCAGCAAUCAGGUCCUCUCCUAAGCCUCAUCAUCUUCAUGCUGAUCAAAAGCGUUCCUUCAGCAUGCCCUGUAUGCCACAUACCCAGCCUUUCACCGUCUGGAAAGUCCUCAUGUCACAUGCAUCAAUAUAUUUCCUGUACCAAGGAGACCAAAAGGAGAUGCAGGAGUCCAGGUGCAGAAAGUACCAAGUAAGAGAGGAGAGCGUAUUUUCUGUUCUGUUUACCAUUACCUGGAAAUACCAUUUCCUGGAAAUACUAUUUCCUGGAAAUUACCAUUAGGAAAGAAUUCCUAAUGAAUCAUCUUGAACAGACCUUAAUGCUGCACUCUAGCACUCCGUCCUACCUGACUUGAAGUCCUCUGCUUCUCCAGAGGAACAGUUCUAACUUUUUUCACUGAUCUGCUGCUGUUCUUUCUGUGCCUGCACAGAGAGUGUGGCCUUGUUUUCAAGCAUCCACUGAAUAGCCUCGUAAUCCUCAAGCUGAGACACCCCCACCUCCAGGACCCAAGGCCUAUAGUGGGGCCCUCUUGUCUCCCACACUCAGCUGCUGAAAGGAGGCCAAGUUCACAUUUGUCUGCUUUCUUGGGAAUCCAUGCAGAAGAGAUGCUACCUCUUCAUGAGAGAUAGGGAUGGGAAAGGAGGCUAUCCUGCAGGCAAGCCUGCAAGGUGUUAAUGGAUAGCCCAGCUCAUUUGUCUGGGGACUACACACAGAUGAUAUAGUGGUGGGCACCUGAGCCUUUUAGUGAUGUUGCUGUGAGCACACCAAAGGGAGCCCUGGCAUGCUGGUAUUGUGUCAGGUUGGCUGUUUUGGACACGGAUUCACCUCUAUUGCUUUUUUUAUCUGGAGCUCAAUCUACUUCCAUUGGUUCUUCAUCUGGAGAUGAAGGGACUCCACAGUAGUGGUCACAGAGCUGGCUGUUGCUUGAAGGCCUCAGACUUGCUUCAGGGAGAUUUAGACUGGAUGUUAGGAAAUACUACUUUUCUGAAAGAGUGGUCAAGCACUGGAAUGGGCUGCCCAGGGAGGUGGUGGAGUCACCAACCCUGGAGGUGUUCAAGGAAUGUUUGGAUUUUGUGUUGAGGGACGUGGUUUAGUGAGUACUGUUGGUGAUAGGUGGAUGUUUGGACUGUGGAUGAUCUUGAAGGUCUUUUCUAACCUUGGUGAUUCUCUGAUUCUGUGACUCUCUUCUUCAUCUUCUUCUUCCACAUCGUCCUCUUCAAACUCCUUGGUUCCACGGAUACUUCUUGUUCCCACAUAAAAGUGGGCAGCCGUUACUCCAAGUCCUCUUGGUUUUGACUAUCAUUAGCUAUUGCCAGGGGCCUGGAAGCUCAUGAAUGUUGGACAAGCUGUAGGCAUGAAGGUGAUAAGAGCCCAAAACAGAAGUUGUUUGGUGGUGGUCAUUGUGACAGUGACCCCCCACACAUGGCAAGACAUAACUGUUGGGAGUGGUGUUUUGUGGCUUGAAAGAUGCCCUUUGUGUGGAAGGAGGAAGAGGGUUAGAAAGUCUGAGUGCCCCUUUCCUGAAGAUAGUUUCUCUGUGUUGUUUUGCUUGACAGAGACAAAGGCUACUCCUUGGGCGCAAGGACUGCCUUUGUGUCUUGUCUUCAUCUUCAAGCACCCGCUGGGUAGCCUUCUUAUCUUCAGGCUGAGACACCCCUGUCUCCAGGACCCAAGGCCUAUAGUGGCGUGUGAGGGAGGCUUCCUGUCACUGUUGGAGCUGCCAAGAGGAAGCCAGAUUCACAUCUGUCUGCCUUCUUGGGAAUCCAUGCAGAAGAGAUGCUACCUCUUCAUGAGAGACAGGGAUGGGGAAGAAAGCUAUCCUGCAGGCAAGCCUGCAGAUGUUAAUGGAUGGCCCAGCUAAUUUGUCUGGAGACUGCACGCAGAUGGUAUAGUGAUGGGCACCUGAACCUUUUAAUGAUGCUUCUGUAAGCACACCAAAGGGAGCCCUGGCAUGCUGGUAUUGUGUCAGGUUGGCUGUUUUGGACACAGAUUCACCUCUAUUGCUUUUUUAUCUGGAGCUCAAUCUACUUCCAUUGGUUCUUCAUCUGGAGGCGGAUACAUCUCCAUGGGCUCCACAGCAGUGGUGACAACACUGGCCAUUUAUCAAAGGUGUGCUCUUCAUCCUCCUCCUCCUCCACUGUGGGCCUCCUCCAUCUCUUUUGUUCCAGGAACCACUUCUCUUCAUUCCCGUAUAAAAGUGAGGAGUUGCUGCCCCAAGUCCUUUUCGUUCCAGUCAUCACUGGCAAUUGCCUGUGGCCUGGAAGCUCAGUGAGUGGUGGGACAGACACAGAGUUUUUAUAGGAUCUGAAACAAAGGAUGGGAUAGUGGUGACUACUGUGACAUUAGGAAAAUUCUGUGAUGUCCACUGUGAUGGAGGGAAUGGUGCUGGGUGGCCUGAAAGAUGCCCUUUGUGUGAAGAGGAGGAUGGUUGGAGGGGCUGAAGGCCCUUUUCCCAGGAUGGCUCCUUAGUGCUAUUUGGCUUGCCACAGAAGAAGGCUGCCCAUCAGGCACAGGGACAGCCCUCCACCUCUGCUGCUGUGCUCUGUCCUUGAUCCCCCUCCUCAUCCCGUGUUUGGGAUGCAUGUACCACAAGAUGGUAGCAGCAGUGUUUCUGGAGUGUCUGCCAUUACCCUGCUGCUGCUGACCCAGCUCUCUGCAAGUGUUGCAGCUCCCUCUAUUUGGCAGAAGCUAGAGGAUGAAGCACCCAGGUGACCCACGAGCAGGAGACAGAGGCACAGCUGGUCUGUGCAAGGUCUUCCAGCGGUCUGUAAAGGUGCUGCUGAGCCCUUUUUUGCUGUCCCCUUCUCCUGCCUCUCCUUGGAGCGUGAAAGUGCCAUGCCUUGUGUCCUGAGCCCUGAGGGAGAGGGGAGGGGUGGACCUUCCCUGGGCUGCUGUGCACUGUUUCUGUUGGCAGCACUUUCAGUCAGAGUUAGGAACAUGAUUUACUUUAGGAAUGUGAGACCCAAUAAGACUGGUUUAUUGGAUUUAGAUAUUUUUGUUUUCAGUGUUUGACAGUGAAUUGUGUUGAGGCUUAGAGGAAAUUACCUGCACAUAACAGAUUGUGAGAUUUACUUUCCUCAAAAAGCUUCUGUAAAAUUAAGUUAGUUUGUAAGUCACCCAGCUCCCAUGUAAGCAGGAAAAUUAUGUCCUUCAAACUUCAACCCUGAAAGAAGGAGGUGGUGCUUCUGUCUGGACUUUAUUUUAAAGUAGCAACUCUCCAAUUCACAGGUCUCCUAAGUAGUAGCAUGCACACCUUUGCCUGAACCAUUUUCCUUUCCCUGAGCAGCAUGUCGUUCUCUUCCUGAAUGCACCAUACCCUUCUUCCCUGAAGCUCCCAUUCUGCUUGCUCUGGUGGAGAUAUUGCACAUUACUAAGUUGCAUGUUGUCACGGCCUCAGUGCAAUUUAGUGUGUGCGAUACUUUCACAUGAGUGCAUGCACACGGGUAUGGCUGUAGCUUAAAGUUUCUGCAGCUUUCAAUUUUGGUGGGGCCUAAAUUACAUCGUAAAAUGAUCUAAAACCCAGAUCAGUAUUUUGAGUGAUGUCUUGAAAUACUUGUUUGUAGAAUUUUGGUUUGUACUACUAGGAAGAUGAGCACUGUUUUCAAUUUGAGAAGGGUUAUCAUUAUUUGCUUCAUUUUCUUCAUCUGUCAUGUGCGCUUCAAAUUUGAUCAGAUUUUUUCAUGGACUCAAUAAAUUUUCUUAAAAUCUCAGGCAUUUCUAAAGAAGGAAGUAUUUCAGUCCGGAAGUAAUCGCAUUCUUAAUUGAAAUUUACCAAAAAGCCAAAGGGAGAUUUGAUAUGAAGAUAACCUGUGUACCUGGAUAGCUGAAAUAGAAGCUUAAAAUCCUUAAGACUCUAUUUCUUAACAUCUAGAGUGGUCAGAAGUGAGGAGAAAAAGAAAAGUAACUGUUUAAAAGUACCUGGCUUAUUUACUGUGGCAUCAAGGCAGUAAUGAUGAAGAAAAUGAAAUGGUGAUACAAUUCCCACAGAAAACAAUAAUCUUCCAGCAUGUUAUGCUAAUGCUUAGAGAAGCUAAAGUGUCUUUAUUUUAUUGCAACAUUAAUAAUGUCUUUCGGAGUAAUUUUUCAAAGCCAACUGUUAACUGAUUGUGUUUUGACUGAAUUUCUGCAUGCGUUCUGUGUUUCUUAGUAACAGGAGUAUCUCUUGCAAAAAUCUGUUUUGUCAUUAAAAGGAUCCUACUGAAAUAAGCUCUACUUAACGGUGUGUGUCAAGGGAUGAGAAUAGAUCUAAAAAUGAUUCUGCUUUAACUAAAUGAUUUCCUUGUCUAAAACUGUGGGAGUAACAGAUUUCUCAAAAAAUUGAUGGAGGAAAGGAAACCCAUUGAGUUAUUGGGGGGGGGG